Seriola dumerili (greater amberjack) is the source of this 3881-nucleotide messenger RNA. Its product is annotated as protein NLRC3-like. The record is from RefSeq and is a predicted model, not a curated record. Gene Ontology annotation, molecular function: protein binding. NCBI's taxonomy places the organism in Eukaryota, Metazoa, Chordata, Actinopteri, Carangiformes, Carangidae. The transcript has 11 exons. The coding region runs from base 100 to 3450 and encodes 1116 amino acids.
GUCCGCAGCUGUCAGUGAACGCGUCCGCAAGAAGCAUUGAAGCCUCGCGUCACCACGCACCUUGUUCUCUGCGGUUACAGGAAGUUGAUCUGUGUGUCCAUGAAGAGCCACCAGAGACCAGCGAUUUUAUUUCAGGGACAACUUUCUUUAAAGACAGCGAUCUCUCAGAGACCAGACUCUCCUGAACCUGAACCAGAACCAGAAUCUGAACCAGAAUAUGAACCCAGCUGUGUGUCCUUCCAGUCCAUGUCUAUACCUCUUAUGUUUAAAGAUGGAUUCUCAUGUCCUGAACAGAGGUUCCACCAGAGACCAGAGGCCUCUGAACCAGAAUCUGAUCCUGGACCUGAACCCAGCUGUGUGUCCCUCCAGUCCAUGUCUGUGCCUCUUAUGUUAAAAGAUGGACAUCCCAGUUCUGAACAGAGAUUCGAUGAGGAGAUCCCAGAGGUUCCCAGCGGUCAGUCUGCCCAGCAGCAUCAAACACACCUGGAAUCCAUAUUCACGCUGCUGGAGGAGAAAAUUGUCACUUUUGUGAAGGAAGAGCUGAGCAAGAUGCAGAAGGUUCUGAGCCCGGAUUACCCAGGGUGCUUAGGGAGUCACAGGGAUGAUGAGGUGUCGUCAGGUUGUGAGGAUGAGCAGAGGCGAAGCAGCAGAGAGGCAUUUCUGAAGAUCACACUGCACUUCCUGAGGAGUAUGAAGCAGGUGGAGCUGGCUGAGUGUCUGAAGAACAGAUCUCCUGCUAUGUGCCAGCUUAACCUCAAAUCGAACCUAAAGGAGAAGUUCCAGUGUGUGUUUGAGGGGAUCGCUAAAGCAGGAAACCCAACCUUCCUGAAUCAGAUCUACACAGAGCUCUACAUCACAGAGGGAGGGACCGGAGAGGUCAAUGAUGAACAUGAGGUCAGGCAGAUUGAAACAGCAUCAAAGAAAGUGGUAAAAACUGAAAGAAAAAUCAGAUGUGAAGACAUCUUUAAACCUUCAUUUGAAAGAGAUGAACCCAUCAGAACAGUGAUGACAAAGGGAGUGGCUGGCAUUGGCAAAACAGUCUUAACACAGAAGUUCACUCUGGACUGGGCUGAGGACAAAGCCAACCGGGACAUACAGUUCACAUUUCCAUUCACCUUCAGAGAGCUGAAUCUGCUGAAAGAGAAAAAGUUCAGCUUGGUGGAACUUCUUCAUCACUUUUUCACUGAAACCAAAGAUGCAAGAAUCUGCAGGUUUGAUCAGUUCCAGGUCGUGUUCAUCUUGGACGGUCUGGACGAGUGUCGACUUCCCCUGGACUUCCACAACACUAAGAUCCUGACUGAUGUCACAGAGUCCACCUCAGUGGACGUGCUGCUGACAAACCUCAUCAGGGGGAAACUGCUUCCCUCCGCUCGCCUCUGGAUAACCACACGACCUGCAGCGGCCAAUCAGAUCCCGCCUGAGUGUAUUGACAUGGCAACAGAAGUCAGAGGGUUCACUGACCCACAGAAGGAGGAGUACUUCAGGAAGAAGUUCACAGAUGAGAAGCUAGCAAGCAAAAUCAUCUCCCACAUCAAGACAUCACGAAGCCUCCACAUCAUGUGCCACAUCCCAGUCUUCUGCUGGAUCACUGCUACAGUCCUGGAGGAUGUGUUGAAAACCAGAGAGGGAGGAGAGCUGCCCAAGACCCUGACUGAGAUGUACAUCCACUUCCUGGUGGUUCAGUCCAAACUGAGCAAUGUCAAGUAUCACGGACAAUCUGAGACGGAUCCACACUGGAGUCCAGAGAGCAGGAAGAUGAUUGAGUCUUUGGGAAAACUGGCUUUUGAGCAGCUGCAGGAAGGAAACCUCACCUUCUAUGAAUCAGACCUGACGGAGUGUGGCAUCAAUAUCAGAGAAGCCUCAGUGUACUCGGGAGUGUUCACACAGAUCUUUAAAGAGGAGAGAGGCCUAUACCAGGACAAGAUGUUCUGCUUCGUCCAUCUGAGUGUUCAGGAGUUUCUGGCUGCUCUUCAUGUCCAUCUGACCUUCACCAACUCUGGAGUCAAUCUGCUGUCAGAAGAACAGUCUAAAAGUAGAAAAAUCAAAUGUACACAGACACAUUUCUACCAGAGCGCUGUGGACGAGGCCUUGAAGAGUACAAAUGGACACUUGGACUUGUUCCUCCGCUUCCUCCUGGGUCUUUCACUGCAGACUAAUCAGACACUCCUACGAGGCCUGCUGACACAGACAGGAAGUGGCUCAUGGAGCAAACAGGAAACAGUCCAGAACAUCAAGAAGAAGAUUGAGGAGAACCCCUGUCCAGAAAGUAGCAUCAAUCUGUUCCACUGUCUGAAUGAGUUGAAGGAUCUUUCUCUGGUAGAAGAGAUCCAACAGUAUUUGAGAUCUGGAAGUCUCACUACCGACAAACUGUCUUCUGCUCAAUGGUCAGCUCUGGUCUUCAUCUUACUGUCAUCAGAACACGAUCUGGACGUGUUUGACCUGAAGAAAUACUCUGCUUCAGAGGAGGCUCUUCUCAGGCUGCUGCCAGUGAUCAAAGCUUCCAAGAAAGCUUUGCUGAGUGGCUGUAACCUCUCGGAGAGAAGUUGUGAAGCUCUGUCCUCAGUUCUCACCUCCCAAUCCUCUAGUCUGAGAGAGCUGGACCUGAGUAACAAUAACCUGAAAGAUUCAGGAGUGAAGCUGUUGUCUGCUGGUCUGGAGAGUCCACACUGUACACUGGAGGCUCUCAGGCUGUCAGGCUGUCUGAUCACAGAGGAAGGCUGUGCUUCUUUGGCCUCAGCUCUGAGCUCCAACCCCUCCCACCUGAGAGAGCUGGACCUGAGCUACAAUCAUCCAGGAGACUCUGGAGUGAAGCAGCUGUCUGAAGAACUGAAGGAUCCGCACCAGAGACUGGACACUCUCAAAUUCGACCCCCAUGGAGUUCAGUGGUUGACACCAGGUUUGAGAAAGUAUUUCUGUGAACUCACGCUGGACCCAAACACAGCACACAAGUUCCUCAAACUGUCUGAAAGCAACAAAAAGGUGACUGACCUGAGGAAGGAGCACCCUUAUCCAAAUCACCCAGAGAGAUUUGACUAUUGGCCCCAGGUGCUGUGUGAAAAUGGUCUGACUGGUCGCUGUUACUGGGAGGUGGAGUGGGUUGGAAAGGUGUACAUCGCUGUGAGUUACAGGGGAAUUGGAAGGAAUGGAGACGGCGAUAGCUCCAAGUUUGGAGGGAGUGAUCAGUCCUGGAGUCUGACAUGCACUGAUGGGGGAUAUAAUGCCUGGCACAACAACAGUGGGACACUCAUCCUUCCUCCCUCCCCGUCCUGUGUCUCUAACAGAGUGGCAGUAUACUUGGACUGUCCUGCUGGCAUUCUGUCCUUUUACAGAGUCAUCUCUAACACACUGACCCACCUCUACACCUUCAACACCACAUUCACUGAACCUCUUUACGCUGGGUUUGGAUAUGGGGUGAAGUUAAACUCCUCAGCAUUUCUGUGCCACCCGUAGACGUAGAGCAGUAGCGUAGCCAGGGUCCAUGAAGACAGGCAUUUUGUCCACAUGCAAACAUUUUUUAGAUCACUGAAAACUGACCUUUUGCAAAAAUGCAUGCAGGAUGAAGAUGCUCAGAAAUUCAGUUUUCAAUGUUGACAUGUAGACAGGGAAAACGUUGGACCCAAAAUCAUAUAGCGUUAUAUGUAAAGAUUCUAUCCAUCAUAAAGGUUCACUGCCAUUAGAUCAGAUGUUGCCUUAGAGCAAAUGCCUUCGUCAGCCACAAUUCUGGCCUCCCAUCAGAUUCUCUGGUCAGGAUGCUAUCACUCCCCUAAAAUAGUUGUUUGCUGCUAUAUUAAUGUUUAAAAUCUUGUGUGUGUGUGUAUGUGUGUAUAUAUAUAUGUAUAUAACCUUUUAAGUAUUUUUUUUCAUAUCCUGCAAAAUAAAGA